Fopius arisanus is the source of this 3294-nucleotide messenger RNA. It is a transcript of the gene MetRS, whose product is annotated as methionyl-tRNA synthetase 1. The record is from RefSeq and is a predicted model, not a curated record. Bases 93 to 2966 code for a protein of 957 amino acids. Gene Ontology annotation, molecular function: methionine-tRNA ligase activity; ATP binding. Gene Ontology annotation, biological process: methionyl-tRNA aminoacylation. Gene Ontology annotation, cellular component: aminoacyl-tRNA synthetase multienzyme complex; cytosol. The transcript is spliced from 4 exons. Lineage: Eukaryota; Metazoa; Arthropoda; Insecta; Hymenoptera; Braconidae.
CUUCCUUGCAUUUGUCGCUCACAUGUGUCGGUUGUGCUCUUAGCAUAUUUUUCCCAUAUUUAUUCAAACUAUUUAUUAAAAAUCAAUGAAAAAUGAUUCUAUCGACUAACAAAAAUAAUCCGAAUGCCCUCAAAUUGGUAAUUGGUGGUGAAAUAAGUGGUAAUUCAGUUGAGAUAAGAAUAAUCACGACUAAUGAGAGUACCCUCAGUCGUUUGCCAACUCUUCAAUUGCCCACUGGAAUAACCUUGAUAAGUUCCAACGCCGCACUGCAAUAUCUUCUCCCAGGAAAUGAGCAAGAUCUCGAGAAUAAAUGGCUAGAGUGGGACUCCACUCAGCUACAGCCAGCAAUAGCGUCGUACGGAAACUCAGGAGCCCUAGACACGUCCCACAAGCCCAGAAUUUGGUCGCUCCUUUCCCAGCUCAACUCCGAAUUAAAAACCAAAAAGUACUUAAUCACCCCUGACACCCACACCAGCGCAGACAUCGCGAUCUUUUGCACCCUGUGGUGCACCAUCUGCUCGACUGAAGUCUCAGCAGAAAUCACUAAAGAAUUUCCCCAUGUCGACAAAUGGCUCGAAAAUAUCUCAAUCCUUCCGCAUGUGCAGCAAUCUCUCUCAAAAUUUCCCCUCGAAAAUGGCUUCAAAGCAAUUUCCAGUCUUAACUCAUCCUCUUGGUUUCCCAUGAAUUCCUACACUGGUAUACGUCAAAAAACUGCCGCCCUCGAGCCCUCGAGCCCCACCAAGGAGCCCGAAGCUAUCACCAAACAAGAAUUAGAGACAUCAAAGAAGAACUGGUCAACACCUCUCCAUCCCUCAAUAAAACCCCCGACAUACCCUGUACUUCCCAGAAAAAAUGAGCGCAAUAUUCUUAUCACUUCAGCCCUCCCCUACGUAAACAAUGUCCCCCACCUGGGUAACAUAAUCGGCUGUGUCCUGUCAGCUGACGUUUUCGCUCGCUACUGCCGUCAACGUGAUUACAAUACCCUCUACAUCAGUGGAACCGACGAAUACGGAACAGCAACAGAAGCCAAAGCCCUCGAAGAGAAUAUGACACCCCAGGAGAUUUGCGAUAAAUUUUUCGACAUCCAUAACGACAUCUACCGCUGGUUCAACAUUGGUUUUGAUUAUUUCGGUAGAACCACAACACCGGAGCAAACAGAAAUCGUACAGGAGUCAUUCCUCAGAAUAAAAUCUCAAGGAUACAUAAUAACCGAGAGUGUGGAUCAACUGCUCUGUCAGAAUUGCAAUCGUUUUCUGGCGGAUAGAUUUGUCGAGGGCACGUGUCCUGGAUGCAAAUACGAGGACGCACGCGGUGAUCAGUGUGACGGGUGUGGACACCUCGUCAACGCAACAGAAUUGAUAAAUCCGAGAUGUAAAGUAUGUUCAAAGACACCAGUGAUAAAAGCAUCGACUCAAUUUUUCCUGGAUCUUCCAAAGAUUCAGCCCAAGCUCAAAGAAUGGGCAUCUAAAGCCGAAAAGAACUGGUCGAAUGUCGCUAGAGCUGUCACCCGACCCUGGUUACGAGACGGCCUCAAGCCCAGAUGCAUAACCCGAGAUCUCAAGUGGGGAAUUCCCGUUCCAAUCGAUGAGUUCAAGGACAAAGUCUUCUAUGUAUGGUUCGACGCACCCCUGGGAUACGUAAGCAUCACCAAAAGAUACACCCAGGAGUACGAAAAAUGGUGGAAGCCCAGUGAAGGCACCGAUGUCAAUCUCUACCAAUUCAUGGCCAAGGACAAUGUACCCUUCCACGCUAUUAUGUUCCCAGCAACUUUAUUGGCAGCUAAUGAGGGCCACACUCUAGUCAAGCACAUCAUGGCUACUGAAUAUCUCAACUACGAGGACACUAAAUUCUCAAAGUCCAGAGGAAUUGGAGUCUUCGGAACUGACGCUAGAGAGACAGGAAUUCCAGCUGACGUCUGGAGGUUUUACCUGACGUACAUCAGACCAGAAAACCAAGACUCAAAUUUCAACUGGGUGGAUCUAGCCACCAAAAAUAACUCAGAAUUACUCAAUAAUUUUGGAAACUUUGUCAAUCGAGCCCUAACAUUUGCUGUGAAAAACUUUGAGGGAAAAGUACCUGAGAUGGAGCUUCGAGAGGAAGAUCAUCAGGUGCUGGUUUUAGUCCAGCGAGAAUUGAGCCAUUAUAUCGUGGCUAUGGAACAGGGAAAAUUCAGGGACGGAGUGAGACAUCUUCUGGGUAUAUCAAAGCAUGGAAAUCAGUACAUGCAGGCACAGCAGCCCUGGGUCAUGGUCAAAGGAAAAGAGGUGAAGACUGCAGGGACAGUGAUAGGGGUAUGUUGUAAUAUAAGUUGCCUCCUAUCAGCCCUUCUGGGUCCCUUCAUGCCAGACACAUCGAGAGAAUUGAGAAAACAGUUGGGACUCGAUGGUAGCACAUACGGCUACAUCCCAGAGAAAGUCUCCAUUCUCCUAUCCCCUGGACACAAACUCGGUGAGCCCACCCCCUUAUUCAGUAAAAUCGAAGAAGCCGUUGUCGAGGAAUUAAGGAGCAAGUACGGAGGCAAACAGGACAAUGGAACAAACGGUGGAAAAACCGAAGGAAGUGUCGAGGAAUUGCAGGGGCAGAUUGCUGCUCAGGGGCUCAAAGUCAGGGAGCUCAAAUCCAAAACGGAUAAGAGUGUCUGGCAACCUGAGGUGCAGAUUCUACUCAAGCUCAAGGAACAACUUGCAAAAAUCACUGAAACCUCUAUUAUAACAGUUAAUACUGCAACUAUUGGAGAAAAAAAUAAAGAGAACGGCCCAGUUCAAAAUGGAAAAAUUGAUAUUCCUGCUCUGGAAGCUGCCAUUGCCAAACAGGGACUCGUAGUACGAGAACUCAAAGCCAAUAGUGAAAAAAGUGUUUGGCAGCCUGAACUCAAUAUUCUUCUCAAAUUGAAGAAAGAACUAAGCGAUGCUACUGGUGUGAUAACACCAAAUGCGGUUGACAAGAAGUCAAAAAAGAAGAAGUAAAUUAAGUUGUUAUUCACGAUUUUCUUUCUUACUCACAAGUGUGGCAUAAAGGCACGUGGUAAUGUCAGUUUGAUGCAUUGGAACGUGACCAAUUGACCCAUCGGGUCACUCCACACUAUGAGUAUUAAAAAAAAAAAACAAAACACCCUGAGUAAUAAACAAAAGCCAAUUUAAUUUUUCAUGUGAAACGACGAAAUCUCGAAAAUGCUGUUGAAAUAUUUAUACCCUUCUCGCAGUAUUAAAUAAUCUCUGCACUGAAAUUAAUAAAAUAAUGUUAUUUAUUCUGUAUUUACACAGGGAAUAUUAAAGUUUUUUUAAUCGCUUGGAA